Dicrocoelium dendriticum is the source of this 2148-nucleotide messenger RNA. NCBI's taxonomy places the organism in Eukaryota, Metazoa, Platyhelminthes, Trematoda, Plagiorchiida, Dicrocoeliidae. The record is from the annotation of a GenBank genome assembly.
AUGCAAUACAUCCAUUCUGGAGAAGCCGAUUUGAUCAACUUAGACGCAGGUCUGGCAAACUACGGCAGCAACCUGUACAGUCUACGACCCGUUGCAGUUGAAAACUAUGCUGCAAGCAAUGCUAAGGAGGCCAGAGAAUUGUUCUACUAUGCCAAUAUGGUGGUACCAGCCACAUCUAGCCCCGAUCCAAACCAAUUACGAGGAAAGGAUGUCUGUUCAGCUGGGGCCGGAACAGCUGAAGGAUGGACCAUGCCUGUUGGUAAACUAAUCGCAGAUCUCAAAGCAAUUCCAGUCACUCAGUGCAACAGCGUUGUACAAAAUCUGGUUCAGUUUUUGGGAGAUUCGUGCUUCCCAAACGCUUUGAGUGAAAUCUUCAAUCCAUUUGGAGACAACACUGAAGAGAUAUGCCGCAUAUGCGCCAAUCGGGGGCUACAGACAUGGUGCACCACUCGUGACCGAUAUGCACGCAACCAAGGUGCCCUUAGAUGUCUACGAGAAUAUACGGAAAACGUCGAAUCUGUUAUAAAGCCGGUAGCUGCGUUCGUUAGAGCACAAGAAAUAGACUUGGCUGCGGCGGCUGAAGGUUUUCCCGUGGGGAACUACAAGUUGUUAUGCCCAAACAGACAAUCCGAUGGCAGUUGGACAGCCAAUCUUAAUGAGUCCACAACCACAUGCCACUGGGGGCGGAUCCCCUCUCGUCUCAUCAUGACCUCCCUAACCAAGUCUAACAUCGUGACGUUGCAAGCAUUCCUGACACAACUGGUGGAGUUCUUUGGCCCCUCUGGAACUCAAGCUCAAAUAUUCAAUCUCUUCCAAUCCAACGGCUAUGGCGAUCCAGAGCAAGCAGAUCAGACAUACAAUUUGAUGUUCUCAGAUUUCACACAAAACAUUUAUGUCCCCCCGGAACAGGAGAUCUCCACCUUUUAUCGAUGGAUUACACCUGAAUUCAUGGAGGAGGUGCAGAAGUUAGAACAAUGUCCACUGCCCACUAUGAGCUGGUGUGUUAUCGACCAGUUCGAGAUGACAAAAUGUGAGCGGAUGAGUAGCGCGUUCGCCGCCAAACGCAUCCAACCGGAUUUAACAUGUAUUCAAGCCGACUCCACCAUCGAUUGCAUGAGACUCAUACAGGAUGGGUAUGCGGACAUGAUCACCCUGGAGGCCGGUGACUUGUACACAGCGGGAAAGUAUUUCAAUUUGGUUCCGAUAGUGGCUGAAAAUCAUGGUGACGGUCCCUUCUACUAUGCAGUCGCAAUUGUCAAGAAAACCAAUCCAAGCCUGCUGGUAUCAAACUGGCGAUAUCGUUUCACUUGUCACAGCGGUGUCGGUAAAGCAACCGGUUGGAUUGUUCCUUUGAAUAUCGCAAUGGAUACAAGGCAAUUCAUUGUGCUAGACGGACACCUCAUUUACGCUUUUGGUGAACUUAUUAGUCGCGCAUGCAUUCCCGGGAUUCUCAACAAGCCGUUUGACCGAAUGCAAACGAAUUCUCUCAACCUGUGCGAACGAUGCUUCAGUGGAAAUCGUGACAUGUGUCGGCGGGAUCAUUUGGAAUUAUACUACGGCGACGCCGGUGCCUUUCGUUGUCUCACCGAAGGAGGAGAUGUAGCAUUCGCAAGACACACGACAGUGCCUACGAACACAGCAGGACGUAAUCCGGAUUAUUGGGCGCGUAACCUACGUGAAGACGAUUACGAGUUGCUCUGCACAGAUGGUCGUCGCUCCGAAGUGAACAAAUGGGUCACCUGCAAUUUGGGACGGAUCCCCAGUAACGCGGUGGUGACAGCAAGCUACAAGUCAGAGAAUGAGCGUACAAAUAUGUGGCGGAUGCUACAAUAUGGACAGGAUUAUUACUCCGCUGACAAUAAUUCCAUCUUUCAAAUGUUUGAAUCCGGCUUCGGACAGAAGGAUCUCCUCUUCUCUGAUGACACCGAGAGCCUCAGUCUAAUCCCAUGGGAGAAUCAAACAUACACGAGAUGGCUUGGUCCCCAAUUUCUUCAGAUGGUUGAAAACUUGGAAUUCACGGCGAACCGAUACGAAGCUGGAAUUUUCGCAGCUGGGACACGACAAAACUGUUGCAUUGAAACCACACUUUUGUCUACGCUCUACUUUCUGUUGGCCUUUUUCUAUCCUUUCAAUUUCGCGACUGCUUAG